GCCCGAAGCCAUUUGCUCGUCAACAGGCUUGUUGAACUGGCAGAGUCCAAAGUCAAUCCUUUACAAUGAGCAGCACUACUUGGCGCAACGUCUUCACGUACAACAAGUACACCCAAAUUGCUGCUCGCGCCUUGCGUCAGUCCUUGAAGGAGGAGGAGCGUGUCGCUGCAGAGAAGCGUGGACAGACAAUCCUUCGUUACCAGAAGUGGGAGAAUGGCCAGGGUGGUCAACAGGUUUACUUGAACCCGCCUGAGGAGAAGGGUGCUCCUCCCAAGAGCGCAGCUGUAUGACCGACCGCGUCGUCGUAAUAGUUGUCCUUUCACGUCCAAAAUAGACAUCAUCCUGCCUACCUACCUUGCUUCCGCCGUCGCGUCUGUCAUUCAUAGUGUGACCGUCAUGGAACUC
Somion occarium is the source of this 405-nucleotide messenger RNA. Lineage: Eukaryota; Fungi; Basidiomycota; Agaricomycetes; Polyporales; Cerrenaceae. The record is from the annotation of a GenBank genome assembly.